Molecule: messenger RNA, 3931 nt
Organism: Sardina pilchardus (European sardine)
Lineage: Eukaryota; Metazoa; Chordata; Actinopteri; Clupeiformes; Clupeidae
Gene: gipc1
Product: GIPC PDZ domain containing family, member 1
Exons: 7
Coding region: 361-1371 (336 amino acids)
Molecular function (GO): protein binding
Source: RefSeq, a predicted model, not a curated record
CUCUGAAUUACAAGCGGUAGCUAAAAUUUCGAUGAGCAAGGACUGGACAGAAGUGGCAGCAGAAUUAAAUUAUUAUAAGACCAGGAUUUAUUUCCAGAGGUUGGUGAACGUCUGCUGCUAAUGGACAUAACGCUUUGCCAUCUAUAAGCGGGUGUUGGCCCUGUAAGAAGUGAUGGCAUAGAGAUGUGAAGGGCUCCUAUCCUUGUUUGUUUCACAUUUGGCCUCAGCGCUGCAAGGUUUGCGGCUUCUUGAUCCUCCUGGCCUAGCGAAAGUGGCACACCCAGAUCAUUGUGUCUGAGGUACUGUACACUGCUGUCACGAUUUCUUCAGUAAGACCUAAAUAACACUCAAACACAUAAGAUGCCUUUAGGACUGGGCCGAAGAAAGAAGGCUUCUCCACUUGUGGAAAACGAAGAGGCGGAGCCAGUGCGGGCAGGCUUAAAUGUGCCAGGUUUGGACGGCAUGGAUGGGGUAGGGGGCGGACUCGGGGAGGCAACUGCACAGGAGGGUCUGCCUCCCCCACCCACCAGCUUGCGUCCGCGUCUGAUCUUCCACACUCAGCUGGCCCACGGGAGCCCAACGGGGCGCAUAGAGGGGUUCAGCAAUGUCCGGGAACUCUACGCUAAGAUCGGCGAGGCCUUCGGAAUACCACCAGCUGAGGUGAUGUUCUGCACGCUGAACACGCACAAGGUGGACAUGGACAAGCUGUUAGGCGGUCAGAUUGGGCUGGAGGACUUCAUCUUUGCACACGUCAAAGGCCAGAGGAAAGAGGUGGAGGUGUUCAAGGGUGAGGACGCCCUUGGCCUCACCAUCACAGACAACGGCGCUGGGUACGCCUUCAUCAAGAGAAUAAGAGAAGGAAGCAUCAUUCAUCAGAUCCAAGUCAUCAACGUGGGAGACAUGAUCGAGUCAAUCAACGGCCACAUGCUCAUUGGCUGUCGACACUACGAAGUUGCCAAGAUGUUGAAGGAGCUGCCCAGGGGAAAGAACUUUGUUCUGAAGCUGGUGGAGCCCUUAAAGGCAUUCGACAUGAUCAGUCAGAGAUCAGGCGGGUCGCGGUCUGGUGGGGUCCAGCUGGGCACUGGAAGGGGCACCCUGCGUCUUAGGUCAAAAGGUCCUGCCACCGUGGAGGAACUGCCGUCUGCGUUCGAGGAGAAGGCCAUUGAGAAGGUGGAUGACCUCCUGGAGAGUUACAUGGGGAUCAGAGACAGCGAGCUUGCGGCCACCAUGGUCGAGUUGGGCAAGGACAAGAAGAACCCUGAUGAGUUUGCCGAGGCCCUGGACGAGACACUGGGCGACUUUGCCUUCCCCGACGAGUUUGUUUUUGACGUCUGGGGCGCCAUUGGCGACGCAAAGGUCGGCCGGGUGUAAAGAGUCAGGAGUCUGGAGCAGGAGGAAGCAGAGGGCUCGACCUCACCCUGUGGCUGUGGUGAACCUAUGAAGACGCACUACUAGAAAUCGCUCUAGUACCUUUAUGAAAUCUUUUUUUUUUUUUUUUGCUCUUGUGUUGUUUGUUGGCUUCAGCUGUCCGCUUCGUCUACUUGGAACCAGUUCCAUUGGGAGGUUUCACAUGGGGACUUCUCUCCGCUGUAUGGGAGAAUUAUCUCUGACCUCUUGACCUCUUGACACUACUUUCCCCAAGUGGGUUUUAUUUUUGUAAUUUUUUUUUUAACCAAGUGUCAUUCUGUGCAGUCCCAAAUUGUGAUUGACAUGUAAUCCAGAUGACCAGUAGUGAACCAAUCAUUAACCACCAUUUUUAAAAGUCAUACUUAAGUUCUCCUCACGUUUAGGGAAAAAAAGUAACAUGAAGUUAAAGUUAACUGAUAAUUACCAGAUGUUUUUAUCCAAAGUGACAAAACUCGCAAACAUGGAAAGAUAGGAGACUUUUGAUAUAUAUAAAUAUCAAAAUAUUUGACUCCAUAUUUAAUUUAUAUAUAACAAGUCAGAUAUGGCGCUGGGAGACUUUUAUUGUUUGAUGCGACAGGCCCUCUGACGGUGGCUUCUGUAAACUGUGACGCUUCCCUUUGCACUGUGUCACACGGCGCUGUACCUGCUCCUCUGGCCCUGCACUGCAGUCGCUCCCACGCUUACUGCGCAGCACUGGACUGGAACCAGCACCAAUGAGCCCGAUCAGAGCCGUGGUCAAAUGAACUGAACUGGACGGGACUGGACGGGAUAGGAUGGGAUGGGACUGGACUUUGCAGUGCUGUGCAGUGACCUUUGAGCACAGCAUUAGGUCAGUGCAGCCUAUGGACCACUUAGUGUGUGACCCACAGGAAACCCUUACUAUUAACCGAUGAAGCAUGUGCUGGUUAGGAUUCCUUUGAGUUUCUGUUUUUCUUUGAUUCUGUUAUUGUUUCCUUUUUUUUAUGAAAUGAUUACCCUAAAAGGAGAGAGAGAGAGAACAAGCAAGCAAGAGAGAGAGAGAGAGAGAGAGAGAGUGAGAGAAAGAUAGAGAAAAAGAACUGUGAGGCCUUGGUGGACCAGUUGCUUUGGCAGCAUUCGUUAACUACCCAGUUCAUUACUUGGAAAAGUUGCAUCACAGACAUUCCAGAUAGGGGCCCUGAUUUGAAAAACAACCAAGGUCUUCAGUGUCAAACACAUGUUGCAGAAGUAUUUGUCAUUGCUGGGCGAAUGAUCUGAUCUAAACAUAAAAAUACAUGAGUGUGUAAGAUAUGAAUAGAUUCAAUUAUAUAAAAGUAGUUUUAAGAAUAUGUAAACAAGAGUGACUCAGACACAUUAGUCAGCUUCAUUAGUCUGAAGUCUUAAUGUGUCUCACUCAUUUUUAUAUAUUUACAAUUACUAUUAUGUAUUUAUACUGUCACAUUCAUUUUUAAAUCUGAACGUUUGUCAAGACAUGGGAAUUAUAUUUGCUACAUUGCUGAAGACCAAAGACUUUGCCUGUCUUUCAAAUUAGGGACCACAGUGCUGAGCAAUAUAAACGAUAAACAGGCUACUCUCUAACUAACACUCCCGUGCUCCUCGUUACCUGUAAGGGGCGUAAGACAACCAUUCCCUCAUGCCAAACUGAAGGAAACCUCGCUGUUUGAGGCAAUCAGUGUGACUACAGUAUUAUAACAAGGUUUAAAUAUUUCCAAUGUAUUUUCUUAGCGGAAGAAAGGUUUACAAUGUGUUACAAAGGUUUACAGUGGCCUCUUAAGAGAACAGUAUUGUGUCUUGUGUUGACCCCUUGUCAUUAGAGGGUUUGUAGUGGUGAUGUGCUUGUUGGUUUUUUUGUUUUGUUUUGUUUACUUUCUUUUUUUUUUUGGAUUGGGUCAUUGGACUCCUGGUCCUGAUGUCCACUCUCUCUCUCUCCACUGCACCUUCUUCUGUAGGCCAAGCUGUGGCCAAAGCACUUCCAAUGAGCUCAACCAACAGCCUACACAGUAACGCUGUGUGAUUCAGGGCUAGGAGAACAACCAAACGCUAAUGCCUGUCGGCAACUCAGUAGCUUAUGUGAUGUGCAGAGAGAUCAUGUCAUGACAAAAAAAAUCUAAGCAAAAUACACACAAAAAAAACACUGAUCAUAGAGCUGAAUGCAACUUGACUUGGAAUCUUUUAUAUAAACUGUGUAGUUACUUUAUAUACAUCAUACACUCUGAUGAUAGUUUUGUAUCGGUUGAUUUUGGUUUGUCUGUUUUUUGUCACUCCUCAGUGCUUUUACAACUAUACUUAACUGAGUAUUACUGUCAUAUAGCUCAAUGUUAGAAACUGUAACACUGAAGGUUUUAUGUCUUGAAAGAUUUUCUUUUUACACUGUUCCGCUGUUACAAAUCAUAGUGGCAAUAACGAUAAUGGGAUUGAUUACAAGGACCUCAUCAUCUUUUUAAUCGUGUUACAAAAUGAAGCAAAAAAAAAAAAAGUACCAUUUUUGAAUGGUCAAUAUAUGACUUGUCACUGAAAAAAAAUGCCGCAUUAAAAAAGGAAAAAA